GUUCCCUAUUAUUAUAAACUGCAGAUUCCAUAAAUGAGCAAGAACGUCUAAUGCGUGUUAAACUUCAGUACACUGACGCAUACGUCUGCCUCAUAUUAUAUACAGGUUGUGUAAUCACUCGGGGGGUUGGGAAGCUGACACUGAAUGUUAUCGUAGAAUUCGAAUUUUGAGUUUACUGUGGCCAUGCUGACACGCUAACACUUAUGCUGCGCUCUCUCUCUCUCUCUCUCUCUCUCUCUCUCUCUCUCUCUCUCUCUGUCGAUUAAUCACUUUUCCACCCUUUCCUCAGCAUCUGCAGGGGUAGAAUUAGACAAUUUCUCAAGUUGACAGUAGGAGGGCUACUGGGAAAGCCAUAGCGAUAAGGAACACCGCCAACUCGUUCCCUCGUACUCAUUUUUUUUUAUAGGUUGGUGUAUCAAAUGUAAACAUUGCAGAACGUGGUGAACCGGAGUUUUGCGCUUGUCGGGCGGGCAGCGGCUUUUCCUGUUUCCACUCUGUGCAGGUGCUAGUCGCGGAUACAAGAACGGAAGCGGGCGUCACGGGAGGUGAAUAAUCAUUCGUUUCUUCUUUCGAAUUAACUAUAAAAAGUUCGCACUGCAGAGGCUGGAUCUGUUUCCAUCAUUCACUGUUCAGCAGGACGUUCUCGUAGUCAACCGAAUGCCAGGUUUCCCUUUUCGUCUUCACUUUAAGACUGCGUUGUGGCUCAAGCUAUCUUCAUUUUUUAAACAAUAAGGCUCGUUUUAUGGACAACUUUUGGAUCAGUUGAAAAAUGCCUUGUGAUACGUGGCAAGACCUGUGAGUAUUACAUAGCUGCGCUCACCUUUCUCAACAACAGUUGACUCCUAAAGUGAAGAAUGAGUGAAGCAUGUCGUGGCUGAGAGAUGUUCUGUGUGUUCUUUUAGCUGAGUAUCCUCGCUUGAAACGUCUCCUAUGAAUAUUGCAUGAGAUUUUAUGUUGUGCUUUUUUUGGGGUCAACAUUCGCGCCUCCUUUGAAACUUGCACAAAAAUGGUUUUAGAUACUGGACUUACUCUCGACUCCAGAAAGUAAACUCCUAUUCAUCGAACGCCCAAAUGAACUCCCAAAGGCACCUCCACCCAAUACCACUCUCUCACCUCUCAGCCGCUAGCGCAUGAGCUGUGGUCCCCGCAUGGGAGCAAGGCAGUCCAAAGGCCAGGAGGCUGGCUCCAGCCCGCUGCAGGGCGUUUGGACACGGGCUCAGAGCUCCCUCCUGUUCCGCUUGUCCUCUUGCGAGCGCGAGGAGAGCCCUGCGGCAGAAGCUCCGCCGCCGUACCGGCGCCGCGUCUGUAUGAUCCAGGAGAUGCUGCACAUGAUAAAGGAAGGCAGACAUGAAGAGGCAUCUGAGCAACUGAGAAGCCUGAGACAGGAGGCCGAUUCUCUGAGUGCCAUGGAGAAAGUGUGUCGGCAGCUGACAUACCACCUGAGUCCUCACCCGCGCUGGAGAAGGCAAGGGCUUCUAAAAGGCAAGCCCCCGGCCAGUCUGAAGGCAUUCCUCGCCGCCCCUCCUGCUGGCGGUGGUGUGGACCUGUCCGGCUUCGCCCUGUCUCUGUGCGACGCCAAGCGCCUGGCGUCGCACCUGCACCGUCACGCCUCCCACGUGCACUCAGUUGAGCUGGCCUUCACCGGCCUGACAGACGACGCUCUGCUCCUGCUGCUGCCCACACUGGCCGGUUUACCCGCGCUCCAGAGCCUGGCACUCAACGGCAACCGACUGACCCGGGCUGUCCUCCGCCAUCUCACCGAUGCCCUCAGGGACCCAGGCGGCUUCCCAGCGCUCGCUUGGGUCGACCUGGGCAACAACGUGGACAUCUUCUCGCUGCCACAGGCCUUUGUGGUGAGCCUGCGAAAGCGAUGCCCCAAGCAGGGUAGCCUGCCCACUAUCCAGGAGCAGGGUGAGGCGACAGCUGGUGAGCCUGACGAGAGGCACCCUGGGUGGGGGAGCUCGCUGGGUGGCUGGGCCGGGUGUGGUGCGUGCGGGAGCACAGGGCUGGACGAGGACGGGGAAGAUGAGAGGUCCACCUGGACCUCAGGGUCUGAUGAGAGAGGUUGAGGAUGGCAGUGUAAAUGGAAAAUGCAUACAUUUCAGCAGGGUAUCCAGUGGUCUUCAGGGUCUCGAUGGUGGAAUUACCUGUUUCCUGCUUCCCAGAAGUUUUUUUUUUUUUAAUAAAAAUACAAACAUACCUGUGUGAUGGUGGCAGUUUUGAAUCUGAAGGGUUGGGAAAGAAUUGUAAUAAUCAGAGGGAAAUAGGCUGAUGUGCAGGAAAAUCUUCAGCUAUUAGGAGGUUCUCUCUUUAGCUAACUCUCUCCCAGUUUGUUACACUGUUUGCUCAACCAUAUUAGCUAUGGCUAGUUCAACAGAGCAGGGAAGAUUCACGUAAUGCUUUCUAAAGGGUGAGGGAUUGCUGUCCAAAAGCUUCUGUUGUCUCAACUCUUGGCCAAUGGCAGCUAUCAAACUCCUGUUCUGCAUUUUUAAGUCUUAUUAAUCCUGUAGGGGUGCGCAACAAUUAAGUGACAUGAAGUGUCUAUAAAUAAUCCCUUCAUAGAUUAUGAAUUCACUUAUCCAACAGCUCUUGAUUGGGUCAUGAAUUCUAAUGGUUACCUAAAGAGUUACUAAACAGUAACUGCAAAAAUGUGCAAGUCCUGGUUGUAUGAAAAUCAUGUAUGUCAGGUAAUGCCAGCAGCACUUCAGAUGAAAGCCAAUAAAAUGAGAGUGGUCUUUGAACCUGC
Electrophorus electricus (electric eel) is the source of this 2746-nucleotide messenger RNA. Its product is annotated as leucine-rich repeat-containing protein 75A-like. The record is from RefSeq and is a predicted model, not a curated record. NCBI's taxonomy places the organism in Eukaryota, Metazoa, Chordata, Actinopteri, Gymnotiformes, Gymnotidae.